UAGACAGGGGCAGCCUCUUGGUGGAAAGCACCGUGACCUCCAGCAGUGCAAAAAGACCUGUGAGCAGACCAUGUGGCUGGACCAACUUUGCACAUGGCUGAGCACCGUGGCCUGUGGACUCCUGCUUCUCCUUGUCAUGGGCCAGGGUCAGGACCCUGCCAGCCCCAUCCGAACCACACACACAGGGCAGGUGCGGGGGAGGCUCACCCACGUGAAGGGCACUGACGUGGGGGUCCACACCUUCCUGGGAAUCCCCUUUGCUAAGCCACCUGUAGGGCGGCUGCGGUUUGCACCUCCUGAACCCCCUGAGUCUUGGAGUGGUGUGAGAGAUGGGACCUCCUACCCGGCCAUGUGUCUACAAGACCUCACUUCAAUGAAUGCAGGGGUUCAGAGCCUGUUCAACGUGACCAUGCCUUCAAUCCCCAUGUCUGAGGAUUGUCUGUACCUCAGCAUCUACACACCUGCCCAUACCCAUGAGGGCUCAAACCUGCCUGGUUCUGUGAGCAAUGGAGCCAUGCUUUGAUACAUAAGUUUGGGAGGUCCAGUUUGGGGUCCCUUGCCCAUGGCCCAGGUCAGGAGUCUUGCUGGAGUGCUUUCUGUAUGGACAAGUGGACAAAGCAGUGGUUGGACUAGGUAGGAGCCCUGGUGGGGUUUGGGUUGGGAAGGAGCCACACAGUAUGUGCCUUGAUUU
Molecule: messenger RNA, 691 nt
Organism: Otolemur garnettii (small-eared galago)
Lineage: Eukaryota; Metazoa; Chordata; Mammalia; Primates; Galagidae
Product: cocaine esterase-like
Exons: 4
Coding region: 71-523 (150 amino acids)
Cellular component (GO): intracellular membrane-bounded organelle
Molecular function (GO): carboxylic ester hydrolase activity
Source: RefSeq, a predicted model, not a curated record